ACCUCGAGAUCUCGAGUCUUCAUUGAGUAACGCGAGGACUUUUUUUCACGCGUUUCUGCCGCGAUACGAUUUACACCAUGCUUACGCAAUCACCGGUUUACGAUCCACGAUGUGGAAAGCUGUCCGACGCAAGGAUUACGUCGAGCGACAAUAAAAUCAAGAGUCGAAGCUGCUAUGUGAAAUUUGUAAUUCAACUUUACACACUGACGACAGGAAUAAUUAAACCAUUACUUAAUUUGACGAUUAGCAGACAAGUACAGUAUUCCCAGAAGUCGGGAAGAUAA
Molecule: messenger RNA, 284 nt
Organism: Heterotrigona itama
Lineage: Eukaryota; Metazoa; Arthropoda; Insecta; Hymenoptera; Apidae
Source: the annotation of a GenBank genome assembly